ACCCACCAGAUGCAGAUCCUUGGCAUGAAGCAUGGCCGAGGCUGGGCUUCCCCACUCGCCGCCCCCUUUCCCCCCCUUGCUCACCCCCUGGCCCCCCAACCCAUCCUCCCUCCUGCCAGCUUUCCCUAGCGAUGGGCCGUGCUGUGGCGGCCUCCUCCCCGUGCCGGCCAGCCUCCCGCCGGCCUCCCUCCCUCCCUCCCGCGCCGCCUUCCUCCGCCGCCUCCCCCCAUGGCCCGAUCCUGCUCGGCGCGGCUGCAGGGCGAGGCGGCCGCCUUCACCGCUGCCCUGCGCACCCUGGUCAACAACCCCCAGUUCAGCGACGUGACCUUCGUGGUGGGCCGGGAGCAGCAGCGGGUGUUCGCGCACCGCUGCGUGCUGGCGUGCCGCUGCCAGGCUUUCCGGGGGAUGCUGGGGGGCGGCGAGGAUCCCCCUGGCAGCAUCCCGCCCCAGGGCCCCUUCGUCCUGGGCAACGUGCAGCCCGACGUCUUCCUGGCUGUCAUCGAGUUCCUCUACACCAACAGCGUCACCCUCAACAGCCACAUCGCACUGGAGGUGCUGACCUCAUCGGUGGAGUACGGCCUGCAGGACCUGUGCAAGCUCUGCGUGGAGUUCAUCAAGGACACGCUGAGCGUUGAACAGGUCUGCGAGGCGCUGCAGGCCGCGGUGACCUACGGGCAGGCAGACCUCCAGCAGCACUGCCUGGCCUUCAUCGAGAGCUGCACCGCGGCGGUGGUGAAGACGCGGGGCUUCCACGAGCUCUCUGACGCGGUGCUGGCACGGGUGCUGCGCAGCGACCGGCUGGCCGUGGACGAGCUGGACCUGGUGCAAGCCGUGAGGGAUUGGGCGCACGUCAGCUCAGCCGUCCUGGAGCGCCCCGUGCCCGAGGUGGCCGCCCUGCCUGUGCAGGAGCUGCGCCUGCCCUUGCUGGCACCCAGCGAGCUGGCGACGGUGGAGAGCCACAACCAGCGGGACCUGCUCAUCCCGGUGGAGAGCAUUGCGGCAGCCUGGCGGUCCCACGCGCUGCGGCGCGGCAGCGGGGUGCCCUCCCGACUCUGCCGGCCCCGGCGCGGCACGCGGCCCCGCGACCACCACCGGCACCUGGACCCACACACCAAGUAGGGGCCGUGCCCCCCCGAGCCCCACCGGGGGGUUUGGGGAGAGCCUGUGCCCCAAGCUGGGUGCUCUGCAACGGCGGUGGGGUUGUGGGGUUGGCGCUGCUGGAGCCUCAAUAAAGCGCUUUUUCCCCACAGCUUUGGGACUGGGGCAGGAUACGGGGUCACCCCAAGGUGGGGGCUGUGGGGCAGCUGAAAAAAGGGAUGUGGGCUGGAAGCUGAGUUAUGGGGUGGGUGGUAGGAUGCUGUGGCACCAAUAAAGGCUGUGUGGUGACCCCAGGGGCUGCAGUGACCCCUUUAUCCCAGCCCCACCGCUGACCUCCCAGCCAGGUCCCAUCCUUGCCGGGGCCGUGCUGCCCUCCCCCGGCAGUGGGGCUGUGCUGCAGCAGCAGGCGAGCAGCGGCACCAGGACCAAACACUACCCCCCCCCGGGGGG
Messenger RNA from Oxyura jamaicensis (ruddy duck), 1548 nucleotides. It is a transcript of the gene BTBD19, whose product is annotated as BTB domain containing 19. Lineage: Eukaryota; Metazoa; Chordata; Aves; Anseriformes; Anatidae. The transcript is spliced from 8 exons. The record is from RefSeq and is a predicted model, not a curated record. Gene Ontology annotation, molecular function: protein binding. The coding region runs from base 229 to 1119 and encodes 296 amino acids.